UAACUAUGGAGACAAAUAUAAAAAUUUUUAGUAAACAAAAGCAGUAGAUAAUUUUGUUGUUUCAUUUUAAAAUCAGUUUAUUAAAUAAUUUUUAUGUUUUGGUGAAAUAAAACGUAAAGCAUGGCAGCUAUUAUACAGUCUCAAACAAAACCCAAGUGGCCACCUGGACAUAAAUAUGGAGGACCUUGUAAAUGCAAAUGUAAAUUACGAUAUAUCCAACCGGACCGCCCGACAUCUUUCAAACCACUCGCUACCUUUAGAAAGCCGGACUGCAAAGUUGCUGACGGGACGACAUACAAAAUGUCAUAUUAUGGUUUUGAUCCCAACCUGAUGAGACAUUGCCGAGGACAUCCGAUUGUCUCAAAAGUUAACCUAACGUCUGCCGGGGACUUCAGUAGUGACACAACGCACAAGAUGAGUUAUGGCGCGUGGCCGGGGUACAAGCCCAUUGAAAAAAUCGUGCCUCCAGACCACAAACUUCUAGGAGAUGGCCCUCUGUCGCAAUUGACCACUCAUAAACACGAUUACACACCCAAGCCGUUAAUGGAGGUUGACAAGAUCGUCCAUCCUGGAAAUCUGGGUUUCUCAGGGGAAGCGAUGGAAGACAAGACAACACAAAACAUGUCAUACCAGUUUCCGGACAUGAACAGAUUUGAACCAGCUCAUUCAUUCAAACCUCAGCAAAGUUUCAACCCACCAAGAACCAAAAUGGAGGACAAAACCACGCAGAAGCUGAGCUAUCAGCCUUUCUGUCCUCCGGAGAAGGAGGAGUUCCCCUGGGCACAGAAAGACAAGUAUAGGGCACCAGUUGUGCCAUUUGACGGAAGCACCAUCUAUAAUGGCAGCUACUUUGCCCCUGGUCAGUUUGUGGAGGAUUGCGUUGGGCCUGAGGGUUGUUACUGCAUGUAUCCUGGGGAAUGUUUUGAUGCGGCUGGUGAACCACCCAAGGCUCAUGAGUUUGACCGCUGCCCGGCCGGUUAUGACCCCAGAAGAGAUGCCCCACGGCCUCCACCAAUCACAGAAGAAGUUAGAGUCAGACCAGAGCCUGGACAACGUGACCUUAACAAGGAAUGCUAAGCGAGCAGUUUCAAAAUUAUUUAGUACUUUUUGUCUUAUUAAUUAAUUAUUUACCAUUCUGUCUGUAUAUGAAUGAAAAUAAAUUUCUAUUCUAUUUUGUCCCAUA
Molecule: messenger RNA, 1183 nt
Organism: Homalodisca vitripennis (glassy-winged sharpshooter)
Lineage: Eukaryota; Metazoa; Arthropoda; Insecta; Hemiptera; Cicadellidae
Exons: 10
Coding region: 121-1077 (318 amino acids)
Biological process (GO): microtubule anchoring
Cellular component (GO): centriole; ciliary basal body; cytoskeleton
Molecular function (GO): microtubule binding
Source: RefSeq, a predicted model, not a curated record